Racocetra fulgida is the source of this 257-nucleotide messenger RNA. Lineage: Eukaryota; Fungi; Glomeromycota; Glomeromycetes; Diversisporales; Gigasporaceae. The record is from the annotation of a GenBank genome assembly.
AAGAAAAACAAUCCAUUGGAACCUUUUCUGAUAUACCUAUUACUAUAGAUAUUGGAAAUAAUACUUUAACAAUUUCAGAUGAGUUUUCAGUUUUACCAACAGAAAAAGAUAGCAAUGGUAAGGAUAUAUCAUUAUUUAUUCUUGGUACUAGAUGGCAGCAUCAGGCAGGCUGGGAGCCUAUAGUAAAGGGUGAGUUUACCGCAUCAGUUAAUGGAAAAACUAUUACUAUUUCACUUUCAGUUUAUAAUAGUGGAUGA